CCUGACUUUUAGGACAGAUGAAUUUGUGUUCUGAAGCAUUAGUUCUUUUUUCUAGUAAUGAUGUGAUUGAACACUAAUUAUCCUUUGGAAUUCAGAGCUUGAGCAUAUACUGCUCCUAAAUCAUUCAUUCUUUGGCUGAAUUUUAUCAUGUCUUGGGAUUUUCUUUUUUUUUGCCCUUUUUCUCCAUAUUCGCUGAGGAGCUGUUGAAAUUAGUUACAAUAAUGAACAGAAUGUACAAGUUUUGCUUUGAAUACGAAGUAAACUAAAAAUGAAAUAUUUGUGCCAUGUAAGAAAUCCAAUCCUGAUUUAAAAUUUUGUCAUAACUUUAAUUUACCAAGUUGUAACACAUUGGGAGUGUUUGCUUUGACUGUAUUGAGUGAACUGUGGAACCGAAUUUGGGUGUAGCACAGGAGCUGUGGUUGCUUUCUCCUGAUGAGCAGUUAAUUUUGUGUAACUCAUACCCUUGAAAUCGUGAGCGUGCUUCUCCUCAGAAAAAUGGGAAAUAUCUUUGGGAAUCCCUCUCUGCUGAUAAGCAGCAAGUGUGUUCAGUUCUGGGCUAGAGCAGGGCGGGAUGGCUGGGCCUGGGCAGGAGGCCUGGAAUUCCAGAGCUCUCACCUUGGCUGCUCACUCCCCCGCCUGCCUCAGGCGCCGUUGCCUUUUUUUUCCUUAGCUUCGGUUCCUGCACCUGUGAAAUGGAGACAAUGCCUCCUCGCAGGAAUGUUUUGCAAUUUAUGUAGGUGGAGCUGAGAACCUUCAAAGUGAAAAAUCUCUUUAAAGAGAAAGUCUUUAAGGUAUUUCAGUGUGUAGCUCCCUGGAAUGGAUGGCCCAGCCCAGUCCCUUGCUGCCAUCACGAGGCACCUCAGGAGAUCUCAUUCCAGGGGUGGCCCUGGUCCUGCAGGAGCUGGGACCAAAAGGACACCAGCCUGCUGCUCAGUAGUGCUAAGCUGUUCAGUGGCCUGCUCUGCCCCACCUCUGGAGGAACUUGAUCAGAUAUUUUGGUAUCCUGAUUGCUUGGGAAAAUUAUAAAGAUAUUGAUUUUAAAAACAUUAAGAGACUGGUAUUGCGGAUUUUUUGUCUAGUAGACAUUUCUAGUUACAGUAUUGUCUGUUUUCACUAGAACAAGUUGAAAUCAUCACAGAAGGAUAAAGUGCGUCAGUUUAUGGUCUUCACACAAUCUAGUGAAAAGACAGCAGUCAGUUGUCUGUCUCAAAAUGACUGGAAGUUAGAUGUUGCAACAGACAACUUUUUCCAAAAUCCUGAACUUUAUAUACGAGAGAGUGUUAAAGGAUCACUGGACAGAAAGAAGUUAGAACAACUAUAUAACAGAUACAAAGAUCCUCAAGAUGAAAAUAAGAUUGGUAUAGAUGGCAUACAGCAGUUCUGUGAUGACCUAGCUCUUGACCCAGCCAGCAUCACUGUACUCAUCAUCGCGUGGAAAUUCCGGGCUGCAACACAGUGUGAAUUUUCAAAGCUGGAAUUCAUGGAUGGAAUGACUGAGCUGGGAUGUGACAGCAUAGAAAAACUGAAGGCCCAGAUUCCUAAAAUGGAACAAGAAUUAAAAGAGCCAGGAAGAUUUAAGGAUUUUUAUCAAUUUACUUUCAACUUUGCAAAGAACCCAGGACAAAAAGGUUUAGAUUUAGAAAUGGCCAUUGCCUACUGGAAUUUAGUACUUAAUGGAAGAUUUAAAUUUCUAGACUUGUGGAACAAAUUUUUGUUGGAACAUCAUAAAAGAUCAAUUCCUAAGGAUACCUGGAACCUUCUUCUAGACUUUAGUACAAUGAUAGCAGAUGAUAUGUCUAACUAUGACGAGGAAGGGGCAUGGCCAGUUCUUAUUGAUGACUUUGUGGAAUUUGCACGCCCUCAAAUUGCUGGGACAAAAAGUACGACAGUGUAGCACUAAAGGACCCUUCUAGAGUGUACAUAGUCUGUACAAUACCUGAAAUGGAAAAUUGCACAGUCAAUUUCUGCUGGCUGGACUGAACUGAAGAUCAAUCCUCACAAUGUGGCUGAGGGUUGAGACAAAACUUUAAGGAUACAUCUUGGACCAUAUCAUAUUUCAUUCUUCUACUGGUGGUUUGGGCUUUUCUUCUAGUCUGGACCACUCUUGCCUGUUAAAAUUCCAACACUGUGGAUUUCAUCAUGGAUUUAUUUUUUGUUGGUGGAUCACCCUAGUUUCAUCUCCCAUAAGUCCUAGAAGCUUUAUAAUUAUUUUGAGGUUUCUGAUUUCACAUAAAGCACAACACUGGUCAUCAUCA
Molecule: messenger RNA, 2255 nt
Organism: Lonchura striata (white-rumped munia)
Lineage: Eukaryota; Metazoa; Chordata; Aves; Passeriformes; Estrildidae
Source: RefSeq, a predicted model, not a curated record